UUUCGGAUUGCAUUUUUUGAAUUUUGAAUCCGUAAAGUAUGUUUGCGUCAGUUUUUAAAAGUUGCAGAAAAGUUAAUUUCAGUAUUUUGCUGAGACAUCAUUCUCGGUUAUCAUACUCAUUUCUCUUACAAAAGCAACAAUUAAAAACAAAUUCAGAAGACUUUUUUCCAAUUAUCUCAAAAUAUUCCUUUUUGUCACCUUUAUCAUCAAACGCGCCAUUAGAAUUUCAAAGAUAUUAUGCAAAAAAGAAAAAAUCUUCUAAAAAACAAUUAGAGGAAGAUGAAGAAAGUGAAGAAGAAGAUGAAGAUUUUGAAAGUAUAGAGCCAGAUGAAAUUGGGGAUACUUUUAAUAUUAUGACAAAAUCCCUUCCUUCUCUUCGAGUAGAUUCUAUUGUUAAAGCUGGUCUUGGAAUAACAAAAAAGAAAGUUGAAAAGGAAUUUUAUGCUAACAGAAUAAGAAUAAAUGGGCAGAAAAUUCUAAAGAAAGCCACAACAAUUCACACUGAAGAUGAAAUAGAUCUUGUUAAAGGCUAUAGUCCUGAGAAUCAAAAAUUUCUUCUUGUCGAUAGAAUCGUAAUUAAAGGUAUUGGUAAAGUAACUCAAAAUGGAAAUUUUCCUGUGAAAAUGCAAAUUUUCAAAGAAUUAACUAUUGAGAAUUAUCCAGAUGCUUGGUCAAAGAUGGAUGUUUUAGAGAGUGCUUGACACUGUUUUAAGAGAAACUGUAUUGUUUUGUAUGUCUCUGUGAGUUAUUACUCUGUAGAUGUAUGAUGAAAGUUUAUGUACUGUAUAUAAAUAUAU
This is a messenger RNA of Argiope bruennichi, 797 nucleotides long. Its product is annotated as mitochondrial transcription rescue factor 1-like. Lineage: Eukaryota; Metazoa; Arthropoda; Arachnida; Araneae; Araneidae. Bases 39 to 701 code for a protein of 220 amino acids. The record is from RefSeq and is a predicted model, not a curated record. The transcript has 4 exons.